This is a messenger RNA of Pundamilia nyererei, 824 nucleotides long. Its product is annotated as transcription factor HES-5-like. The transcript is spliced from 2 exons. Bases 1 to 423 code for a protein of 140 amino acids. Gene Ontology annotation, molecular function: protein dimerization activity. NCBI's taxonomy places the organism in Eukaryota, Metazoa, Chordata, Actinopteri, Cichliformes, Cichlidae. The record is from RefSeq and is a predicted model, not a curated record.
AUGAAAUCAGAAGGGAUCAGAUUCUCUCUACAGAGACCUCUACAGCAUAGCGAUCCAGCCAUGACCAGUUCUCGGGAUCUGACUCUGAACCACAAGUUCAGAAAGCCUCUGGUGGAGAAGUUACGCAGAGAGCGAAUCAACACCUGCAUUGAGCAGCUCAAGUCUCUCCUGGGUCCAGAGUUCCUCAAACAGCAGCCAGACUCCAACCUGGAGAAGGCAGACAUCCUGGAGAUGACCGUUUGCUUUCUGACACAGCUACAGCAGCAGAGAAACCUGCUAACGCACUCCAACAAGCUGCAGACUGCCUCUGAUGACAAGCUGAAAGAGGCUGACUUCUCUAUUCUGAGCUCGAAAGACCAGACCAGCAUCACCCAAUGCUCUCUGGAGAGAAAAGACAACAGCGACCUCUGGAGGCCGUGGUAGACCACUCACACUGGACUCCAUACCAGACAAGCUAAACAGACCAUAUCGGUCAGACAUGACUGGACUGAAUUGUUUAAAAUUCUGUGGACUUUUUCUUCUGUAUGUACAGAAGGUUUUACUUUGUGUGUUCUUGUGAAUGUGCAAGAUGACGUUUCCUAAGGAAAUGACAUUGACAGUAUCCUGCAUGUUAGGAAAGAAAAACAUCAUAAGAUGCAUAUUGCAUGAAUGAAAACUGAUUGAAUCUGCAAUCAUUAUUAUAUCUGAGAGGUACUUCUUGUACUGAUUAUGUUAUAGUAAUACUUUUUACCAUUAUUGAUUUUUUAAUCUAAAAUUAAAAUGUCCUCUUUCUGACCAGAAAGUAAUAAUGAACUUUACCUGAACUGGACUCACUAGAACCCAUU